Messenger RNA from Cladocopium goreaui, 447 nucleotides. Lineage: Eukaryota; Dinophyceae; Suessiales; Symbiodiniaceae. The record is from the annotation of a GenBank genome assembly.
GGGAGAGGGAUGGCUCGAACUGCUGAAAUCUUGUGAAAUCAUGUGAGAUUCAUCCAUUUAUAAAGCUCCAUUUCUAGAUGAUUUUCCCAUUAAACCUCCAUUUGCAGAUGAUUUUCCUAUUAAAACCUCAUUUACAGACGAUUUUCCCAUUGAAACCUCCAUUUGCAGAUGAUUUUCCCUGCAUUUUUCGGGGACUUGCCAUGAAAAAACACGUGAACGACCCUGGAGUCACGCCCCGGAGGUCGAAGUUGGAGGGCUCCAUCCGAUGCUUCGGAAACCUGGAACCAUCCUUCAGCAGGCUCAAUCCCGCUGCAAGUCGCAGUCGUCUGGUGGACGUGGCUGUGCGGCCAAAGCACCCGAUGGCCUCUAACGGCUAUCCACGGAAGGGGCCAAACCCUGAGUGAGUCUGGGCGAAACCACUGCGCCGUAGCACCCUCUGCUGAAGGC